AUGGAGGAUCCUCAGACCUUGGACAUCUCACUAAACUUACUGGUGUGUAAACUGGGCUCACACCAGUACAGGCAGCAUCAGCUCCCACAUAGACCACGUCUGCCCCCCUUUCAGAAACCCUUAAAUCUCCCUCUGAACCUGAAGAACCCUUCAGGGAGGUUUCGCCUGGACUCUUUUCCAUCAUCAUCCAGUUUUAUGUUUAAAAAUCUGCCCGUAACCAUAGCGACACUCCGACUCUAG
Xyrichtys novacula (pearly razorfish) is the source of this 240-nucleotide messenger RNA. The record is from the annotation of a GenBank genome assembly. Lineage: Eukaryota; Metazoa; Chordata; Actinopteri; Labriformes; Labridae.